Molecule: messenger RNA, 1718 nt
Organism: Octopus bimaculoides (California two-spot octopus)
Lineage: Eukaryota; Metazoa; Mollusca; Cephalopoda; Octopoda; Octopodidae
Product: sarcoplasmic calcium-binding protein
Molecular function (GO): calcium ion binding
Source: RefSeq, a predicted model, not a curated record
GAGAAAUGUAAACAUUUGAUCAGGAUUCUUUCAUACAGGUCACUACACAUUUGUUUCUCCUUGUUCAGUAACAACAAAAAGUUUUACAUUAUGUCACAUUUAGAAGAGAUUUCAACUGAUAAAAUCCAAUUUUCUGACUUUGUGAAGGAGAAAAUAAGAGUUUGGUUUAAAAUGAUGGAUACUACAAAAGAUGGAUUCAUGGCUAAAGAAGACUUUGAACUUAUAGCUAAUCGUUUUGCAGUGCAGUACAAUUUGGAUGAUGACAGAGCACAAGAAAUUUAUGGAUGGCUUGUCGAUGGGUUUAAAAAGGUUGACAAUGAACAUAGUGGUGAGGUUAUGCCAUUGGUGACACAAAUGGCUGAAGCAAUUAAAAAUGGUGCCAAAAUCUCUGAGGAUGAGUAUAUUGGUGCACUAGGACAACUUAUGACAGUUGAUCCACUUAUAGCUCGGAACAGUCUCAAAUCUGCAGUAACAUUAUUUUUCCAAAUAUUUGACUUUGACAAAGAUGGCUUUAUAACAUGUGAUGAACUUGAAAAGGGAUUGGCUUGUUUUGGAUAUGACAACAAGGAGAUAAUUCACAAGGUUUUUGAAUGCAUGGUGAAAGAUUAUGUGGGUAAAAUGAGCCAGGAUGAAUAUGUAAAUGCAUGGCUAGAUUUUAUAUUUGGAGAAGAUAAAGACAACCCAUUUGUGAAGUAUUUUGCUCCACAUUUGCUUUAAAGAGAUAUAUACAAGGAAGGAAGCUUCAGAACUGAUGGAAUGUGAGAAUUAUUUUCUUAACAGAAGAGAAAGGAAAAAAAAUGUAAAUCAUUACAUUAGAUUUCAUGAUUGUUAUUUUAAUGAUAGUGUUUUAAUUUUAGUGUUGUAUGGUGAAAUAUCUGUUCAUUUAUUUCAGAGUAACAAUUGAGUGUCCCCUCACUCUUUUGUUUUUAAUGUAUUUUUGUAUUUGUAUUUUAAUCUGGUACAAACACUACUUGCUUAGAAAUUCUUAAUACUCAUUUGUAAUACAUAUUAUUAAAAUUAAAAUAAACAAAUGUUUAAAAUGUGUUUAAAAUAAAAAUAAUUGUAUUAACUUUAAACACGCAUGUUUGCCUUUUAGAGCCUUCUUUCUUACAUCUAUUUACACCUUGGUACAUAUGUAUCCAGAUAAUUUUUUAGAUCUUAAACCUUUUCUACUUUUUAUUUAAUGAGCAUAAAAAAAUUCCCUCAAACCAACAGAUUUAUUCAGUUUUUAAAGAUAACUUAGAUGCAUGUGAUAUUUUGUACUAAAUGGUUAUCAUAGGCUAUUUUAACUGUUAAACAUAGAACUAAUUUCUGGCUAAGGAAAACCAUUAUGUAAAAUAUCAGAUCCUAUUUAAUGAAAUUAUAAAAAUUCAAAAUUUUAUAAAUUUAAUAUUAAGAAAUCUUUAUAUACACUAUGUUGUUGAAUUGCAAAUUAAAAAAAUAUAUAUAUAUGUACAAUUGACUUGUUCUUUGAGUUAUUAAUAUCAUUUAUAUUCAAGAUGUUCAGUUAUAGAUUAUCCAGAAUCUCAAUAUGUAGCAAUAUUGUUUAUUUGCAUGUACCUCACUCUUAGUUGCUAAGAUUAAUAAAUGGAUGUGGUUGCACCUCUUACAUUCAACAGAAGUUUUUAAAUGUUAGCGACAUCGUUGAAUCCACACAAACUAAAUAUUUUUAUAUUAUAUAUAGAAAUUUUAAUAAAUUUUUGUUUUUGUAUUUGGUU